Messenger RNA from Setaria italica (foxtail millet), 1611 nucleotides. RefSeq lists its product as uncharacterized. Gene Ontology annotation, cellular component: cytoplasm. Bases 157 to 1404 code for a protein of 415 amino acids. The record is from RefSeq and is a predicted model, not a curated record. The transcript is spliced from 4 exons. Gene Ontology annotation, molecular function: mRNA binding. NCBI's taxonomy places the organism in Eukaryota, Viridiplantae, Streptophyta, Magnoliopsida, Poales, Poaceae. Gene Ontology annotation, biological process: mRNA destabilization.
UUUUUUUUGUUCAUUACAACCCUUUACUAUUUAAUUUUUAUUCUUUUGUAGCUGUGCAUAUUGUACAUUCUCAUGAUUCAUAUAUGAACUAUGCUUAGUUUUGUGACUGACAUGUGAAUACCUCAUUUGUCGAUAUAGAACAUAAGUAAAGCAAAAAUGCCAAUAGGUUCAUUGUCCUCAGAAAUAAUUGGAAAAUCCUAUACAUCAAGGCUCCUUAUUGGCAACCCAGAGGGUAGAAUAAUCAUUAGGACUGAUCAGUAUAACAGAGAUGAUUUCCAAGUGGUGUAUACAAAUGCAAAAUUCUUUGUUAUAAAGUCCUACAAUGAGGCUGAUAUUCAUAAAUCUAUCAAGUAUGGUGUGUGGUCGACAUCCUCUGUUGGAAACCUGAAGCUGGAUACUGCAUUCAGAGAUGCUCAAGUGAUAGCUGCAAGUAGUUCUACCUUGUGCCCAGUUUUGCUGUUCUUUUCGGUCAACGGAAGUUCACAUUUCUGUGGAGUUGCUGAGAUGGUUGGCCCUGUUGACUACCAAAAUGACAUGGACUUUUGGUGCAGGAAGAAUAAAUGGAUUGGCAGCUUUCCUGUAAAAUGGCACAUCAUAAAAAACGUACAUAACUCCACCUUCCGAAGUAUCUCGCUGCAGAACAAUGAAGAUAAACCUGUGACCAGUAGCAGAGAUACACAAGAGAUACACUACACUCCUGGAACAACUAUGCUCGAACUCUUCAAAUAUACCAGAGCAGAGGGAUGUGUGCUUGAUGACUUCAUGGUGCAUGAGGAGGAGGAAGCAAGGAGUGGACAACUCGAGAGGUUUAAGCUGCGCCAGGGUGCUCCACAUUUUAUACCUGCUUGGCAUGGCCCUUGUACCAAAAGACCUAUGCUACCCAAAUCAGACAGCGUGCUGAAGGACAGAAUUGUCAGUGAGACAAUCAAUCUGACAGACAAGCUACAGAAUCUCAACUUGGAUGGGCACCAGAGUUCAUGUCAAGAAUUUGGGAACCGGACUAGCGAAGCUUCCACCACAAACACACAGAAAGGAAGCCAUUGCUAUGGAGACCAGGUUCUUGAUAAUCCUGUGAAGGUUAUUGCUUCAGACGUAAAAUUUGCUUUGGAUGGAGAACGACGCCGCUGGAAGAAGGUUGAGACCACCCCAACUGAAAAGCCACAACCAGAAACUGCUGCCAGGGUCUCGUCAAAAGCACCACCUAGGAAGCAUCGAAAAGAAGGUAAAAAUACAUUGGUGCACAGUGCAUCAGGAGCUCCUGAGAUGACUUGUGAAGAACAGAAGAUCGUUGGGAAGCCCUGUUCACCUGCAUUCGGUUCAACGCCAAGUCAAGCCUGCUCAAAACCCGUGCCUGGUGUUGUUCCCAUUGGGUCAAUGCUUAUCCCAAUUACGACGUCCAUUUAGUAGACCGAAAAGCAUUUCUGUUAAUCCACUCAUAGUAAGGUCCCGGUAGUAAAUAGCACGGUUCUCUUUUCUGACUUUGUGGGUUUGUGAUAACCACGGAGUAAGCGGCCUUCAGUCUAAUCUGGCAAACUAGGAAUCACUUUAUCUUAGGAUCUGGAAGGUUAAGGUUUCCUUUUGACCCUUUUAAGCAUGGUUGUUCCUUUUGAA